CCUUCUUAUUCACUAACAAGUUCAUUGAGGAGCUGACAAACCUCCAGAGUCUCAGCGGGGCAGGCUCUCACUCACUUCUAUGGACGGCCGACCUCUGUCUGAAGUCAGCUGAUUCUUCUCCUCAGCCGCUACUUGGGCCUCAGUGGAGCUGACUCCUGCUGGUGGCUCAUCCAAGCUGUGCCAGGCUCCAACCACCAGGCUUUGGGUUUUCCUGGUGAUGACCUCACUGCUCUUCCCUGUCAACGCCCACGCUGCGAUGAAGGACCUAUCCUCUUCUUCCUCUCCUCUUAGCUCCCUGCUUCACUAUCCGAACUCCAAAACAGCCAUCGUGCCCUUUUCUCCAUCUGCUGGUGCCGGCUCUUCACCUGGGUCAGCGCUGACGUCCUCGCAGCAUUCCAAACCGCAGCCCUUCUGCCUUCAAACUGGGCCACAUCUCAUCGCCAGCAUGCAGCUGCAGAAGCUCAACUCGCACUACCAAAACCUUGCCGGUGCUUCUGCUGGACAUCUGACGCCUGGUGCUGCUCAAAGGGGAUUUGGUGCCUCUCCACUCGGGCCUGGAAACCAGAUCCUGGGGCCUUCUGGAGGUCUUGGAGGGGGAGGGGUGGGCGUUGGCAUCGGCAUGGGAAACCAAGGCCCCGGUUCAAGUGGAUUAAUCGACUUUGAGCCUGUGGAUGAAGAAGUGCUCAUGUCUCUGGUGGUGGAGUUGGGUUUGGACCGAGCUAAUGAGCUGCCUGAACUCUGGCUGGGACAGAAUGAAUUUGACUUCAUGUCAGAUGUUCCGGCUGGUUGUUGACCUGAAAGAAGAAUUGUGCCAUGGGUUAGUGGGGCCUAAAGAAAGGAGACUCCCUCUGUCUACUUUUCUGAGUAGAUUGUAAGAGGCAGCAGAAAAGGAACUUGGUGUUCAGGAGAUUUUAGAAGUGCUCUCUUGUUUCAUCUUUGAUUCCUCUUUGGAAGUGAAAGAUUUACUUUGAACUGUCUGCUAAUGGCUCUUGAAUGAAACCAAUUGGUUAGGAUCUGAUUUCUUUUGCGUCGGACUUCAUUUACUUUAGAUCCAUUUAACAAAUGAAAGCAUGGACAGGGUCUAAGUGGUUGGACGGACAGACGCUGCUUGACUUGCUUGUCUUCAUGGCAGAAUAUUAAGUAACAGGCGAAGCAGGGGAGACUUUUUUAACUGUCAAGCUCAACUCGAUUUCACCGUUGCAUCGUAUGAUUCUACACAUCGAGAGAAAUUAAUGAGCAACAUGACAUCAUUGGACACGGGAGUCCAUGUUUCCUGUUUUCUUGAUGGACAAUAUUAGAAGACCGGUCUCACGGGAAAGACAGUACUGUCUGUUGCCUUCACAAAGACACUGUUUGUCUGAAACCUUUCUAUCUCGAUGUGCGCCUCUUUCUUUCUCUCAUUCUUUGAAUCCACUUCAACCAGUUGUGUUCACAGAAGAUGUUAUUUAAGACACUGUGUGAUACCCAUCAGCACUCAAAGACAAGGAGCACUUCUGUGGCGUGUCCAUGAUCACGACUUCUUCUCUGAACAUAAUGGACUAGAUCAAGGCAUGGGAGCGAUAUUAAAGCUCGUAGUGUAUGAAUGGACCAACUUGUGUCGAACCAGAGCACAGCAGUCACCAGUUGUCAGUUUUGUUCUGUGAUUCCCCGAUUCACUUUCUCAACAAUCUUCUUUACCUACACAUUUUUGGACAAACUGAAAACAGGAAAAUGCUGAUAAUCUUUGAAGUUUGGAUCCAGGCACUGUUUGCUCAGCCGCCUCAGAGGUUAUUGCCACCACUCGUCCAUAAGAUAAGAAAGCUUUGUUAGUUUUAUCUUGAGCCUGUUUGCUGGACUUCACUCUGCUCACACACAUCAGGGUACGCAGAUGUUUCCGAAAAUACUUUCUGAAAUGGCUUAUCUGAGGUUAUCUAAGAUUAGCUAGUCUUCACCAAUAGCAUUAUGCUGGCGAGAAAGCGGGGCUGUUGGAUUUUAUUGAAAGUCAAAACAGGCAUAUCAUUACAAUCUUGUCGUUGUUUGACUGAUAUAAUCUGUGCAAGGUGUCUGUUGUACGUCCAACACUCAACUGAGGCCUUACACGAUGCAUUGUUUAUGUCCCACUUUUCAACCCAGAUUUAAUUCAAAACCCAUGAAAAAGACAGGUGUGGCUUCUUUAUCCUCCAAACAUGAGUUGUUUGGGGCUCGCUUGAAAACAAACCGCAGCCAUCGCCUAUAGGCUCUUUAGGUUGUCAGGCUGCCGAUGGAGGCGGUGUGGAUGGCGGUUUGACCUAUAUGCGCUGCCGUAACAGGAGACGAAGGUUGAAAUCUGCCACGACAACAAAGGCCUUUCACCCGGCGUUAUCUGUCAUCUGGACAUUGUGGGUUCACCCGACCACAUGCAAAACCACACACAUACACACCUGUAGGGGUAUAUGGUUCUCCACACAACACACCUGUAUCCACUAAUUUCAUGACAUGGUUAAAGACAAACUCUAUUCAAUAGCAGGGAUGGAAACUCCAGCACAGACAGCAGCCUGAGGAUGAGGUUACAGGAGUGAAACAAGAGCCCUGAAACAGGCGUUUGUUGAGUUCUGGGCCUUAAAUGCUGUACUUAGCAAGACAUCAGGUGGUGUAAAAGUGAAAGGGAUCAAGCAGACAAAUUCAUUAUGGUUCUCACAUGAUAGAAUAGCCCACCACUGCAGAUCAACAUAAAUGUGUCGGUCAUUGACAGCUGAAGAAGAAGGCAGAAGGCCAUCAGUGUAUCAGACUCCAUAAUCUACGACUGUCUAAAUCUGACACAUUCUAUACUUUAAGUAAAACACAUGACAACCACUUCAUGUUCUUUUUAAGGAUGAUGGAUGGAUUACUCGUGUGGUCAAACCUUCCAGAUCAUCUUUCCUCCUUCUUGUAAGCAUCCAAUGUUUUGAGCUCCAGCCUUCAUCGCAGCAGGGUGAAUGUUAUUUUUCGGGAUGAACCCCUGAGAAGCCCCCCUCUUCUCCUUCCUCUGCACCCUGAGAAGAUGUCUGAAGACAUUCAUUUCCUUUUUUUAUUGUUUUUGAAGAUUAACCCUGUGAACCACGGUGAAUUUGACCUGUUUUGACCAAACAUUUACUCGAGCUGAAACACUAUUCCUUCUGAGGACCAAAUACUUUAGAGCAACAAGAGGAACCAGAUCAAACUGCAAUCUAAAUGUCUUGAUUCUACACAAAAAUAUAUUUGUUUGUUUUAUAGAUAUUUCAUUUUUAACACAGUGUUCACGGGGCUUCAUUUUUUUUUGUUUCUGUUUGACUUGAGACUAGAUUUGGAUGUUCCAUGUCAGGACUCUCCUGCAGCCGCACUGUCAUAAAAAAAAACAAAAAAAAACCACACACAUCACAAGUCAUAAUUUGUCUAAAGGCAGCAGUUGACACUUGUUCCCAAAACAGUUGUAAAAAUAAUUUCUCGAUGAAUCGCAUGCUUUACUGAACCAGACUUACACCCCAUAAUUCAUGCCUGUAUGUCUUUCAUUUUUGGCUCUGUUCAUGGUUUAUGUCCUUGUGUCUUGUCUAAAGAUGAAUGAAUAUUAAUCCGAGAUGAUUCUUAAGCACUUUUCCUUCACCGGCUCUCACUUGUACAUCUAUAUGAAUAUGUAAAUGAUUGAGAUCAUAUUGUGAGAUACUUGUAUUUUUGUUACGGCUCUAUGUUUGGAGUAAA
Synchiropus splendidus (mandarinfish) is the source of this 3672-nucleotide messenger RNA. RefSeq names its product Cbp/p300-interacting transactivator, with Glu/Asp-rich carboxy-terminal domain, 1 (gene cited1). Gene Ontology annotation, biological process: regulation of DNA-templated transcription. Gene Ontology annotation, cellular component: nucleus. The record is from RefSeq and is a predicted model, not a curated record. The transcript has 2 exons. Lineage: Eukaryota; Metazoa; Chordata; Actinopteri; Syngnathiformes; Callionymidae. The coding region runs from base 218 to 793 and encodes 191 amino acids.